GAGAGGGAGGCCUACCUCCGCCGCCGCCACAACUCCACCACUCCUGGCAUAGAUCUCCACCUCCCGGUGAGUGACCAUGGCGGAGGCCGCAGGAGCGACUCCUCUCCUCGCUGGCCUCCCGGACGAGAUCACCGUCUCGGAGAUCCUCGCUCGCCUGCCCCCCAAACCCCUCCUCCGCUGCCGCGCCGUCAGCCCCGCGUGGCGCCGCGCCACCUCCACCCGCGAUUUCCUCCUGUCCCACCACGCCCGCCAGCCCGCCCUGCCCCUCCUCUGCAGCCACAGCGACGUAGCCGACGGCGGCCAGUCCCUGGACGUCACGCUCUUCGACCACCGUGCAGGAGUCGCCGCCGCCGACCAGUUCCAGCGCGUCGCGCGACUGAAAACACCCCCCUUGGAAGGGGGGAUUGACGGGAGUGAAAGUUUCACUCCCCUCUUCUAUCCGGUGGCCUCCUGCGACGGCCUCCUCCUCCUCUCCAUCGAGUGUGACCUCUGCAUCUGCAACCCGGCGACUCGGCAGUAUGCUCCCCUCGAGCAGCUCGAUGGCUUCAUGACCGUGGGGUUGUACCCUCACCCUCUUACCGGCGAGUACCGGCUGUUGCUGUACCAUGAAACAGAUCAACGUGCCAUCUAUGUUUUCUCAAUUGGCUCCAACCAGCCGCCGAGGCGCAUCGGGCGCCCUGAUCCGUUGGCUGGUGACGGGCUUCUGUUCCGUGGUAGCCUGCAUUGGCACACUGGCAACCGGAUAAUGGUAUUCGACACCGCCACUGAGUCGUUCCGGCAGAUCCGUGCCCCGGUUGCCCAUGAGGACUAUGGACGACUGUUUGAGAUGGAUGACAUGCUUGGCAUCUUCUUUCUUAAUGAUGAAAAGACGACCGUUGAUAUUUGGGUGAUGCAGGACUACCAAGGCGAGGUCUGGGCUUUCAAGUGUCGGGUUGAAUUGCCGGUUGCCGAGAUCAGGGACCGGUGUCAAAAUUCUAGCCAUAUUGAGGAAGUGAUGGUUGUUAAUGGUGAUGGUGAGUUGCUCGUGUUGGUCGGUUUUGAGGACUGGCUGUUUCAGGUUGAUAUUGAUGGCAAGUUGAUUGCCAGUUUCCAUGCCAGAGGCCUCCCUUCCUAUAAUAUUGUGCACAAGCAAACUCUUGUUCAACAUACCUUCUUUCCGACACUCGAGGGUUAUGUUAUGAAUGAUUCGCCUUUCAUUUGACCAGAUGAUUAUGUUGUCAACGCUUAGGAAUAUUGAGUGUUGUGGUGUUUCUUAUUGGCCUAGCUCUGCAUGUCCACAUGAGCUGUUGUAUGUAUCAACUAGAUCCAUUAUUAAGCUUCUUUGUUCUUGGUUGAUGAAUAUAAAAAAGUAUGAUCAAGAAGC
Triticum aestivum (bread wheat) is the source of this 1363-nucleotide messenger RNA. Its product is annotated as putative F-box protein At1g33530. The transcript has a single exon. Gene Ontology annotation, molecular function: protein binding. NCBI's taxonomy places the organism in Eukaryota, Viridiplantae, Streptophyta, Magnoliopsida, Poales, Poaceae. The record is from RefSeq and is a predicted model, not a curated record. The coding region runs from base 77 to 1201 and encodes 374 amino acids.